Molecule: messenger RNA, 907 nt
Organism: Perkinsus marinus ATCC 50983
Lineage: Eukaryota; Perkinsozoa; Perkinsida; Perkinsidae
Exons: 10
Cellular component (GO): membrane
Molecular function (GO): metalloendopeptidase activity
Source: RefSeq, a predicted model, not a curated record
GUUUGGCCUUCCUCCCUACUAGCAUGCCAGCAUUACUGACAUUCUCUAGCAUCCGAUUGGCUCCGCCAUUACUACCAUUAUUGCCACCUCUCAUCAAAGUUGGACAAAUGAUAGCCCCAUUCCUGGCCAAGAUUGCUGCUAAAGGGGCUCUGGGAAAAUACAUUAUAGCGUCUAAAACUAAGAUAUUAAUAGGAUCUAAAUGGACAGCCAAAGCAUUGCCCCUAGCCCGAGCUUACUCAAUCAAACAGAAGGCUAAUGGGAAUCGCCAUGAAGAAUAUCACUUCUGGAUUUUCGACAAGUCGGUGGCGAUCUUGUCGGUACUCACGGCUAGCUUGACGACUCUGAUUAUACUAGGCAGUCUUGAGAGGAAUCCUUUUAAUGAAAGAUGGCGCCUCCUCCAUCUGUCAAUCACAGAGGAGCGGGAACUCGGCGAGAAAGCCGCUGAAGAAAUGCUCGAGCAAUGCCUCGCAAACGACGCGCGCGCUGUGCUCGCAUCUGACCAUCCAUUGAGUCGAGAAGUUGUUCGCAUAGUGGAGUCGCUGAACAGAGAACUGCCUCAGCUACUAGACGAUUAUUUGAAAAGCUCGGGAGCUUCGCCUCACACGUGGGAGGAGAGUAAAGAGCUCAUUCCGCACUGGAAAGUGCAUCUCAUUCUCUCUGACACUUGCAACGCCACCUGCCUCCCCAGUGGUGAUAUCUUCAUAUACGUUGGCUGCAUCGCACGUUGUGGCACUCGAGAUCGUCUAGCAGCUAUAAUAGCGCAUGAGAUUGCCCAUGUUAUCAGCCGUCACGGUGCAGAACAGAUCAGUGCUGCUGCUAUUAUGGACGUCCCUCUAGGGUACUUCUCCUCAUUCGCGACGCUCUCCAUGACAGCCUUUGGUAUUUUCCGAUACCUCUUAAUGUGGCA